Messenger RNA from Protopolystoma xenopodis, 234 nucleotides. Lineage: Eukaryota; Metazoa; Platyhelminthes; Monogenea; Polystomatidea; Polystomatidae. The record is from the annotation of a GenBank genome assembly.
AUGCGAACCCACGACAGCCAGAACGGUGGAGCCUACAACCCGCCAUUUGCGUCACCACCUCCGAUACUUCUCUUUCCCUCUCCCUCCUUCAGGCUUGCAGGAGAGGACAAGAGCUAUCGCUCUGCUGACGCGAAUUGCUCCGAUGACCGAGCGAAUGGAGGCAGAGAGGAAGGUGGAGGGGCAAAAGAUGGGAUGAGAGAAAGAUAUGAGAUGUAUUCAUCCUAUUUCGUUUAA